This is a messenger RNA of Nematocida parisii ERTm1, 1704 nucleotides long. RefSeq lists its product as uncharacterized. Bases 1 to 1650 code for a protein of 549 amino acids. Gene Ontology annotation, biological process: mitotic chromosome condensation. Lineage: Eukaryota; Fungi; Microsporidia. Gene Ontology annotation, molecular function: chromatin binding. Gene Ontology annotation, cellular component: condensin complex. The transcript has a single exon. The record is from RefSeq and is a predicted model, not a curated record.
AUGGCUGCAGGAGAAAGAGAAAUAGCAGACCUUCUAAAAGAGUCAAUUGAGAGCAAAAUAAACGCAAAGACAACAUGGCACUCUACUCUUAUCGAGGAAUUCUCUAACAUAGAAAAAUUUAAGGAAAAGGAGACAAACAGCAUGAACUUUCAGCACGCAAGCAUAGUGCUUGAUGGGUGCGUGAAGGUAUACAGCACGCGCGUGGACAGUGUGGUGGAUGAAGCAGACAAGCUAAUGGAUUCUGUGGGGCGGUCAAAGGAGCCAGAGAAACAGAAAUCCCGAGUCAGAGUGCACCCAACAAUAGAGCCAAACCCAGAGGCUAUUCUUAUUAAGCAUAGAAUAGCGUCGCUGGACGAUGAAAUACUUGAACACCUUUCGAGAGAAUUUAAAGAAGGGGAUACAAGAGGGCUUCUCAUGCACCUCCUCAAGUGGAAAGAUGGCGAGGGAUUUCAUGUUCUGCGGCUUCCUAGUAAGCAGGAUACAGUAGAGGCAGAGAAGGCCAGUGAAACUGUUGAACCGCAUUCCAUGGAAAGCACACACUCUUUAAACUUUUCUGUGCAUAGGCAGUCUCUAUACCAGGGAGAGAAUAAAAAGUACAUAAGCCCUAUGUUUGCAACAUUUACUCCAGACAAAUCAGUAGAAGAGCUGGUUCUUCCCACAUACGCAUACAACAUAAGUUAUGACACAGACCGCUUAGAAUAUGGAUACAAGGAAAGCACAGCUGCAUUUGCAGGGUAUAGCUCAUAUAUGGACAGCGCGGCGGCUGAUGAUUUCCCAGACGGCGCAAGUCCUAGCGCAGAAAACAGCGGCGAGGCAGAAGCAUCGGGCCAAGUGGUAGAGCAGUUUCGCCCCAGCAAGGAAGAUCUUCAUCUGGUGUACACUCCAUUUGGGUAUGCCAAGGGAUGGGCAGGGCCCUCUCACUGGAAAGUGCAUUCUCGGAGAAAGCAAAAAGAAAAGACAGAUUGCAGAGAAAGAAAGAAGGCAGUUAUAGACUUUCUUACUGACACGCAUCUUCCAAUUUCCUCCUUGUUUGAGAAGGGCGAGAAUAUUGUAAUGACCCCCCAGCAAAUAUCAGAAAGACGAAAGAACUGCAACACACUUCCUCCUGAUCAUAAUGUAGGAAUAGAAGAUCUAUAUAAAAUGUUUGUUUUCCCCGGAACGCUGCAUGCAACCGAAAAAGCACAUGAAGUAUAUGAAAAGGGGCGCACGGCACACAGCACUUCUCCAUCUAUGCUUGACAUGCCAGAUACUGUGUAUGCAGACCAGGAAGACACAAACUUUGUUCCUCCUGCGCAUGCAGAUAUGGAGCAUGAUGUUGCAGAAAAUAAUGCACCAUUGAGCUAUACACAGGAAGACGCAGGCACUGCGCCCACUACCCUUCUAUCCCGUAGGCUUCUACAGAGUGCACUAAGAAAAGCACGCAGAAACGAUAUAGUAAAGAUAAAAGAAAACAUGUGGGAUAAAAUCCAGCAGGGAGAAAAGAAAGUAAAUGAAAUGUAUAAUACUAUCCCGGAGCAGAAGGUGUCUGUACAGUUCUAUCUUGUAUCUCUUCUGCACCUGGCAAAUGAGAAAAAUCUGAGAAUCACCUCUACAACCACUGAGCCACUUCCAAAUAUUUCUGCACUGUCUCUGGAUACGCCUUUGGUAUAGUUGUGUGUAAUAAGAAAAUCAUACUUCUAAUUAGGAUAACAAUUAAUAAAUAGG